Messenger RNA from Quercus lobata, 1237 nucleotides. Its product is annotated as aquaporin PIP2-7-like. Gene Ontology annotation, biological process: transmembrane transport. NCBI's taxonomy places the organism in Eukaryota, Viridiplantae, Streptophyta, Magnoliopsida, Fagales, Fagaceae. Gene Ontology annotation, cellular component: membrane. Gene Ontology annotation, molecular function: channel activity. Bases 160 to 1020 code for a protein of 286 amino acids. The record is from RefSeq and is a predicted model, not a curated record. The transcript has 4 exons.
AAACCAUAAGACUUCAAAUCAUGAAUCUAUACUCUCUGGUCCUCCAUAAACAGACCUUUGUACUCACUCCUCCAUCCACAAAUCACAGCACAACACACUUCAACUUCUUUCCCUUUUAAAACUCUCUUUCACUUCUAUUUCUAAGCUUAAGUGAUCACUAUGACAAAGGAUGUUGAAGUUGCAGAGCAAGGAGGAGAGUACUCAGCUAAGGACUACCAUGACCCACCUCCAGCUCCUUUGAUCGACCCUGAGGAGCUAACCCAGUGGUCCUUUUACAGAGCUCUUACUGCAGAGUUCAUUGCCACACUUCUUUUCCUUUACAUCACAGUUUUGACUGUGAUUGGGUACAAGAGCCAGACUGACCCCGCCAAGAACGCAGACCAAUGUGGUGGGGUUGGUGUUCUUGGUAUUGCUUGGGCCUUUGGUGGCAUGAUCUUCGUCCUUGUUUACUGCACUGCCGGUAUCUCUGGAGGACACAUAAACCCGGCGGUGACAUUCGGGCUAUUCUUGGCGAGGAAGGUGUCGCUGAUCCGAGCAGUGUUGUACAUGGUAGCACAGUGCUUGGGAGCAAUCUGCGGAGUUGGGUUGGUGAAGGCGUUCCAGAAGUCACUCUACACUAAGUAUGGAGGUGGAGCCAAUGAGCUGGCACUUGGGUACAACAAGGGAACUGGAUUGGGGGCAGAGAUAAUUGGUACCUUUGUUCUUGUCUACACUGUCUUCUCAGCCACUGACCCUAAGAGGAACGCUAGAGACUCCCAUGUUCCUGUAUUGGCACCCCUUCCCAUUGGAUUCGCUGUAUUCAUGGUUCACCUAGCCACAAUCCCAAUCACUGGUACUGGUAUCAACCCAGCUAGAAGCUUUGGAGCCGCAGUGAUCUACAACCAAACCAAGGCCUGGGAUGACCAAUGGCUAUUCUGGGUUGGACCUUUUAUUGGAGCUGCCAUCGCUGCCUUCUACCACCAAUACAUUCUUAGAGCAGCAGCCAUUAAGGCUCUAGGAUCCUUCAGGAGCAAUGCUUAAGUUUUUCCAACAAUUAUGUAUUUUCCCAAAUUAAGAUGGAGAUGGUGUUUCCAACUCUCAGAUAUUUUCUCUUGUACUUUCUGAGACAUUUAACUUGUAUCUAGUUUAUUCACCAUCUUGUGUAUGACUCUCUUUCUCAUCCAAACAGAGGAGAAAGAGAGAUCAAAUUGAAACCAUCCCCAUUACACAUUAAUGAAUUCAUCCAAAUUUGUUUCAA